CAGCGGGACAGGAGAGAUACAGAACCCUGACAUCCGGGUUCUACCGGGGAGCAGAGGGAAUCGUUAUCAUGUAUGACGUCACAAAUGAGGAUUCGUUCAGCAGCUUGCCUCGCUGGUUACGAGAUGUAAAUGAGAACAGCACAGAAGACAUAUGUAAACUGAUAGUAGGCAAUAAAAUAGAUCUGAGCACAAAAAGAUGUGUCAGUAAAGAAAGAGCUAAGCAGUUUGCAGAAUUCCACCAAAUUGAAUACCACGAGAUCAGCUGUCGUGAAAACACGAACGUAGAUGAGGCUUUAGCUAUACUAGCCAGACGGAUAAAGGAAAAAUUUGAAUUAAAGUCCACGUUGUCGAGACAAAAAGAUAUCACACUUACCGCACCGCCGAAGACAAAAAGCUCCUUCAAAUGCCCGUGUAUAUGACGAUACAAAGAUACCUGGGGAGACAGCUCCACGGUGUUGCACUGACAAUCGUUGUAACUUACAGCCUCGAUCGAGAAUCCGGUGAAGUUUAGUGUAGCCCCCUGAAUCUUGUAUUGAGAACAGGUAUCUUGUGUUUUCGGAAUUAUUUCGUGACGUUUGUGGAUUCGUGAUUACCACACGGUGAUUGGUGGAGUUUUUUAUGUGCUCGUUUCUGAAAGAGUUGAUAACGAAUCAGGAUAUAGUUUCCGCACGGAUUCGUUGUUGUUCGCAUUCAUCCUUUCUAGUAUCGUCCUGUUCCGUGGGUGAUUUUCAACUUAUCUUCAUCGUCUUUGUGUUAUAUGAUGCUGUGAUUUAACGAAUUCUUUAAACUAUAUAUCUAUUUUUGACAUACCGGUACUUUGAAUGCCAGUGAGUGCUAACAGCAGCUCUUGAUUGCAAUCAACAUGUCCGUCAUAGCUACAUGUACAUACUGGUACAGUGUGUUGAUUAGUAAGAGACAAUGAAGGAAUUCGUGAUUGUUAUUAACAUAUUCGCCACAGUGAUUCACGAAUUCGUGAUUGUCAUUACCACAUUAAGCCACAGUGAUUCACGAAUUCGUGAUUGUCAUUAACAUAUUCGUCGCAGUGAUUCACGAAUUCGUGAUUGUCGUGAAGUCAUAUUACCCUUAGCGGACCUUGCACUGUAGUUGUCACUUCCCGAUCGUCAACAUCCGGGUACUGGAUAAUACUGGACAGACAUCUGGUGAGACAAAUUACCUCCCUUACAUCGGGAAACCUUGGCACCUUGGCGGUUCGGAGUGAUGCGAAAAAAUUCAUACAGGAGAGCAAAUGAUAGAAUCAGUUCAUUGCUAAUCGAUUCCUUAACUUUUAUGAACAACUGCAUAAGGUAACGUGAGAUCAAGAAAGCUGAGGUUGAAGAAUGGAUUGCAGAAAAUUUUCAUACUUGUAAGUUUGUUCCGGUAAAUGCUGGUCACGAAAACCGCUUACAACCUAUAUAUGAUGUCUGAUGGACGCCUCGCGAAUCUCUAAUUGGGCCAAUGACGCUAUUUGAUCGCUACCACACAUGGACAUUGUGAAACCGCCGAUCACCAGGAGAUAUGUUUACAUGUAGACAACGUGAAUGCAUUGAACAUUAACGAAGUUUGUGUUUUUAACCAGAAGUACAUUGGACAAAUUAUCGAGAUCUUUAUUCAGUGUCCUCGAAGCUUUAACUCUGGACCUGUAUUCCGUAUAUUUAAUGUAAGAGUAUAAAAUGCAAUGUAGGUCUAUAUGUGUAUAACCGACACGUGACGUGUGAAGGCUGUAUAAGAGAUGCCGGGCAGUUUGUUAUUACCAUGCCUUUCAGUUCGUCAGUUUAGGCCUAUCAUCGUAUGUGAAUCUGUGUUGACAUUAAUACCACGCACUUCAGCUCGUCGGUUUAGGCCUAUCAUCGUAUGUGAGAUGCCGGGCAGUUUGUUAUUACCAUGCCUUUCAGUUCGUCAGUUUAGGCCUAUCAUCGUAUGUGAAUCUGUGUUGACAUUAAUACCACGCACUUCAGCUCGUCGGUUUAGGCCUAUCAUCGAAUGUGAAUCUGUGUUGACAUGAGCGGGCAGUUUGUUAAUACCACGCACCUCAGCUCGUCAAUUUAGGCCUAUCAUCGUAUGUGAAUCCGUGUAGACAUUAGCACACAAUUACACGUACAUAUAUCUUGAUCUUAUUUCUGAUUUAGCUGCUUAAUUAGAAACGCGCGAAAUGUUUCAUCAUCUUUAAUUAACGGAGUUGUUCAAGGUUAUAAAUUCUAAUGGUUGCUCCCCGUAGUAAUGUACAUGUUCUUCAAACUGUCCUGUGUAGGCCUGCUCACAAAUACACUACUGAAGGAGGCUACCGGGUAAAAACGCGCCACAAUGUUCUUUAUGUAUAGUUCGUAAUUCUUUUGUACUAUGGAGGGUUAAUCAUUUUUAUCUUCUCUGUUAUGGGCAAGUAGCUAGGUGAGGUAGGGUGUAAUUAAUAAAGCAUUCGAUUACAGUUGAAUUUAUUA
Molecule: messenger RNA, 2435 nt
Organism: Liolophura sinensis
Lineage: Eukaryota; Metazoa; Mollusca; Polyplacophora; Chitonida; Chitonidae
Product: ras-related protein Rab-10-like
Exons: 5
Coding region: 69-419 (116 amino acids)
Molecular function (GO): GTPase activity; GTP binding
Source: RefSeq, a predicted model, not a curated record